AAUUGUGUGGUGCGGAUGGAGUGAUGGUGGGACAAAAGAAAAUGGAGGAUGUAAAGUAUAAAUGGAGGAAGCAGGGUAUAAAAGGAGGAUGCAGACUAUAAAAGAAAAUACCUAGGGAUUUUCAAUAUCAAUUGAACUGACAAGCGAGGAGCCGUAUAAUCUACCGAAGCCUAGCAUUAAGAUGCCGACUCGAGUGCAGCCGGAAGUGAUGCCGGAGCCAGGUGAAGCUGGCAUGUACACCAAUAAAAUACACUAUUUGCGGAAGUAUCUGCUCGACGAGCUGGUCACUAAGAAGUUUGCCAUGGACUUCAUGGAGCCCGUGGACACAGCGAUACUGCAGGUGCCCAACUACUACACCGUCAUAAAGCGCCCGAUGGACGUGGGCACGAUUAUCAAGCGGGUGCAGAAUCGCUACUAUCAUCGCGUGGACGAUCUGAUCAGUGACUUCCAAUUGGUCAUUAGCAACUGCUUCACGUUCAAUCGCCCGGGGGAUGUGGUUUACCGCAACUGUCAGAAGCUGGAGAAGUUCUUUCAUCGCGUGCUCAAUAAGAUGCCCAAGGGCGAGGAGAAGCCCAGCACCAAGGAUCCGCGUGCCCCCGGCCGACAGCAUGGCUACGAGAAGGCAUCGGAAAUUGUGCAGCGGCAGUGCCAGGAGCAUCUGGCCAAGCUGCAUAUAGCUAUCUCCAAGGAGGAUGACCCGAGCAUCUGCAAAUACUUUAGGGCUAAGUUCGAUUGCCUGUCGCAGAAAGUGGACAGAUUCUACUUCAAGACCAUCGAGGAGUUUCGCUUUGAAGUGACGGGCAUCUUCAAGAACUUCGACAACCACAUUAGGACGUUCCACGAGCUCUUCCACAGGACCUGUGAUCAGGACACACAACAGUACUUGGCGAGCUGCAAGUGGUCUCGCGAGCUCGAUGGCAAUAAGUCGGCGGCCGCGGCCGACUCGAAUUUAAAAAUGGACAAACGCGAUAUAACCGAGGUGCUCCAUGCACUCAAGAGAGCUGAGAGCAGCGUGGAGCACUGCAUCAAGUCUUACACCAAGGAUAAGGCAAACCGUGCCAAGGGCCUGAUCAACGCGUUCGAAGCCACCGCCGACAAACUCAAAGCGAAGCUAUCGACGGGACGCAAGGUUGAAACAACUAGAGACGAUAGAAGGAGGGAAGCACAAAUAUUUUACAAUAAACUCCCAGAUGAGAGCAGUGAGGAGGAGUCAUCCGAGCAGUCCGAAGAUGAGGAUGAGCCCAUGGAAGAAGAAAAUUCGGCAAUACAAGUUUUUAAAAACGAUUGUGCCAGCAUGGAUGCAGAUUCAGAUUCAGAUGCAGAUCCAGAUGGAGAUGGAGAUAGAGAUAGAAAUACAGGUGCAAAUGCAGAUGGGGAAUCUGAUGCAGAUUCUGAUGCAGAAGCAGAAGCAGAUGCAAAUGAUGAAUCAGUUUCAGAUGCGGAUGAUGAAUCAGAUGCAGAUGCUAAAGCUGCUGCAGCAGUGGGUGUAGAUGCUAAUGCUAAUGCAGCUAAGGCUGUAGAUGCAGAGGAAGAUGAAGAAUCAGAUUCUGAAACAGAUGUAGAAUCUUCUACAGAUACAGAUGAUGAAUCGGAUGCAGAUGCUGGUGCAGCUGCAGUUGCAGUUGCACAAACUGAUGCUAAUGCAGUUAAGGACUUUGAUGCUGCUGAAGGAGCAGCUGCAGCUGCCAUUCCCACUCCCGCGCCCACUACCACUCCAGCUCCCACUGCCACUCCCACUGCCACUCCCACUCCCACUACCACUACCACUUCAAAUGAAACUGCUUUAAAAGCGACCAAUUCAACGCUCUGGUCUGACCUACAACUGACCAGCAGCGAAGACAGCGAAGAUAGCGCAGAAAGUGCCGAAAGUAACUGAGGGGAAUCAUCGUAGUUGCCUCGGAGUCAGAUUUCACUUGUCCGACAAAUACAUGAAUAUAAUAAUUAUACAUCAUUAUAGAUAUCAGCUUUAGCACAAAUUUGAAUACUUACCUAGCAACUCACAUGGCGCAGUGCAGCAGCUGCAAAGUUGUGGCUCGUUCGAGGGCAAUGACACCGACACAGCCAAUAAAUGGAACACCUUUUUGAUGGGGCGACCCAUCGACGUCAAAGGCGCCCAAAUGUAGGCAAUGUGCGAACUUUACCAAUCGAUAAAAGUUUCAACUUCACGUGCAACACCCACCCGCUGCUCCAAGUUUCCGCCUUGUUAGUGGGCAAGUUAUUUGCCCCAGCCUGCUUGUGUGUAGAUAAGGCUUAGCGGCUGCUACCUGGUCCACCCUAAAAAAAACACCCAAAGGCCCUCGAAUGCAAAUGUCCAGUUUUGUUUCCCACUCAAAAUACGUUUAAUUGCGGGAUAUCUGCCGACUCAGCCUGUUAGCUGCACAUAAGGAAAAACGAAUUGAAAAAAGAAAAUGGAAAAUGGAAAUUCAUUGAUUUUCAUUUUGGCGAAGGCAGCAAAUAUAUCAAAUAUAAAUAAAUACAAGGUCAGAUACCCAUUGCUGCAGCUGCAAACUUAGAAAUUGUUUAUUCAAGAAUAAAAACUCUCUUGAGUUCCAUCUCAACUGUUACACACAUCCAUACAAACUGAGUAUACCCGUUUCGUGUGCACAAAACAUCAAAUUACCUAAAUAGCACUUCAAUUUGAAUGUAGCAUAAGUUGACGCGGCUCCUUACGCAUCCGCUUCGACUUGGACUCCUGCUGGAUGCUGCCUAAUUUAUUUCAUUUGUAUUCAUUCGGGCCCAGACAAACAGCAAAUUUAUUCAGACACCUGCCCCGACGCGAAUCUAAAAUACAAUUAGAAUAAAAUCAAAACUCCAAUUACACGUAAAUAUUUUACAUUUAAAUGAAAAAUAAAACUCUCAUGAUGCACACAAAAAAAAA
Molecule: messenger RNA, 2878 nt
Organism: Drosophila mojavensis
Lineage: Eukaryota; Metazoa; Arthropoda; Insecta; Diptera; Drosophilidae
Product: serine-aspartate repeat-containing protein D
Exons: 2
Coding region: 182-1876 (564 amino acids)
Biological process (GO): chromatin remodeling; regulation of DNA-templated transcription
Cellular component (GO): chromatin; nucleus
Source: RefSeq, a predicted model, not a curated record